This is a messenger RNA of Synchiropus splendidus (mandarinfish), 6616 nucleotides long. It is a transcript of the gene zswim5, whose product is annotated as zinc finger, SWIM-type containing 5. The transcript has 16 exons. NCBI's taxonomy places the organism in Eukaryota, Metazoa, Chordata, Actinopteri, Syngnathiformes, Callionymidae. Gene Ontology annotation, molecular function: zinc ion binding. The record is from RefSeq and is a predicted model, not a curated record. Gene Ontology annotation, cellular component: Cul2-RING ubiquitin ligase complex. The coding region runs from base 30 to 3548 and encodes 1172 amino acids.
UCCGUCUUGUCAGUGCAGUUUGGCUCGCAAUGGCGGAAGGACGACGGGAGCAGCCUUCACAUCCCCUCCUGUCCUUGCCACCGCCUAGCAAACGACCCUGUCUUCGCCCUGCUCCCCGUGGUCCUGGACCUGGCCACGGUAGCGGGGCGUCCAACUCCUUUGAACGUUCUCCGGAGUCUCUUUUGGACUGCGCCGCGAAGGCAGUCGCGGAAAAGUGGGCCUUCGAAAGAGUAGAGGAGCGCUUCGAACGGAUCCCGGAGCCUGUCCAACGCCGUAUAGUCUAUUGGUCUUUUCCACGGAACGAAAAGGAGAUAUGCAUGUACUCGUCGUUUCAGUGUCGAGUGGUCGGGGAGGAACCUCCGACGGUCACCGGAGGAUCUGGGAGUGUGGGGUCCGGAGUUACCACUGCUGCUGCUGGUGGAGGAUCUAUCCCCGGCACAACGGCUUCUGUGGGAGCCACUGGAGUGGUUGCAGCGGGAGAUGGACUCCCUUUCCGACGAGGAAUCAAACUUCUUGAGACGGGAUGUGUGGAAAGCGUUUUACAAGUCGGAUUUCACCUUAGUGGCACAGUGACAGAACCUGCUACGUCAUCUGAGCCAGAGGUCAUCUACAAGGUUGCCAUCAGCUUCGACCGCUGCAAGAUAACUUCUGUCACCUGCGGCUGUGGAAACAGAGACAUUUUCUACUGUGCACAUGUUGUAGCGCUGUCCCUUUACCGUAUCCGGAAGCCAGAACAGGUGAAGCUACGUCUACCCAUCUCUGAAACCUUGUUUCAAAUGAACAGAGACCAGCUGCAGAAACUAGUCCAGUAUCUGAUCACAGCUCACCACACCGAAGUGCUGCCCACUGCUCAAAAACUGGCUGAUGAGAUUCUGUCGUCCAACUCUGAAAUCAACCUGGUUCAUGGUGCCCCAGACCCAACUGCCGGUGCCAGCAUUGAUGAUGACAACUGCUGGCAUUUGGACGAAGAUCAAGUCCGGGAGCAGGUUAAGCAGUUCCUCUCACAGGGAGGUUACUAUGGCUCUGGGAAGCAGCUAAUCUCCAUGUUUGCGAAGGUGCGAGAGAUGCUAAGAAUGCGAGACUCAAACGGCGCUCGGAUGUUGACACUCAUCACAGAGCAGUUCAUGGAGGACCCUCGGCUGUCGCUAUGGAGACAGCAAGGCACUGGCAUGACUGACAAGUGCCGUUUGCUCUGGGACGAACUUGGUGCACUGUGGGUGUGUGUGGUGUUGAACCCUCAUUGUAAGAGUGAAGAGAAGAACAGCUGGAUGAAGCAACUGAAGAAGUGGAGUGACAUGGACGUCUGUCCACUGGAAGACGGAAACUAUGGAAGUGACCUUCCCAAUAUCACCAAUGCUUUGCCACAGAGAAACCAUGCACAAGAGUCCCGGCCGAGGAGGACAGUAUUUACUCGCGCUGUGGAGGCGUGUGACCUCCACUGGCAGGACAGUCACCUUCAGAGGAUCAUCAGCAGUGACUUCUACAUCUCCCCAUCGUAUCGGAGAGAGGGAGAGAGUCUGCUAUUCAACACCCAGGGCCUGCCUUUGUGGCUUGAUCAUGUCCCAACAGCAUGUGCACGUGUCGAUGCACUGCGUUCCCACGGUUACUCCAGGGAAGCUCUGCGAUUGGCUGUUGCCAUCAUCAACACUUUGCGCCUCCAGCAGCAAAGACAAAUGGACAUCUAUAAGCACCAGAAGAAAGAACUCCUGCAGAGAGGAACCACAUCCACCACCAACCUGGAGGGCUGGGUGGGGCACCCAUUAGAUCCCAUUGGAUGCUUGUUCACUACACUUGCAGAAACCUGCCAAGUGGAUGACGACAGCUGCAUGGACUCUGGAGUGGGCAAGGUGGAUCACCAACUAAAGAGGCAUCAAUACCAGGAACCAUCAGAUGGCGAGCCACGACAUCCAGUGUUCCAUCAUGUUCCUGUGUGGGGAAGUCCCGACACAGGAGAGUCAUAUCUGACGUUAGCUCUGGAGGUCACCCUGAUGGGAAUGGGUCAGCAGCGGAUCAUGCCUGAGGGACUGUAUGCUCAGGAUAAGGUAUGUCGAAAUGAGGAGCAGAUUGUGGCAAAACUGCAGGAGCUAGAACUCGAUGGUUUGCUCGUUCAAUCCCUCAGGAAACAGGUCAUCCAGCUUUUGGAAGCUGGACCCUUCAGCGGGCUCGGUGAGGUCAUUCACAGAGAAAGUGUUCCCAUGCACACAUUCGCCAAGUACCUCUUCUCUGCUCUGCUACCACACGACGCUGACCUGGCCUACAAGGUGGCACUCCGUGCCAUUAGACUGCCAGUGUUGGAGUUGUCCGCUGGGUCUGCAGAUGUGGGUCACCCCCAUCAUGGUAUCUCCAUCAUUCCUAGCAGAUAUCCUCGCUGGUUCACGCUGGGUCACCUGGAGUCUCAGCAGUGUGAGCUGGCCUCCACCAUGCUAACUGCUGCCAAAGGUGACAUGGUGAGAUUACGGACGGUUCUAGAAGCCAUCCAGAAGAACAUCCAUUCAUCCUCUCUGAUCUUCAAACUAGCUCAGGAUGCCUUCAAGAUAGCAACACCAGCUGACAGCUCCCCUGACCUUACCCUAAUUAAUGUGGCGCUUGAGCUUGGACUGCAGGUGAUGAGGAUGACACUUUCUACUCUGAACUGGAGGCGGAGAGAAAUGGUCCGCUGGCUGGUCACUUGUGCCACUGAAGUCGGUCUCCGGGCAUUGGUCAGCAUUUUACAGAGUUGGUACACUCUCUUCACUCCCACAGAGGCCACCAGCAUUGUGGCAGCAACUGUCAUGUCCCACAACACCAUCCUGCGCCUCAGCCUGGACUACGCACAGCGGGAGGAGCUGGCGAACUGCGCCAGGACUCUAGCUCUGCAAUGCGCUAUGAAGGACCCCCAGAACUGCACGCUUUCCGCCCUGACGCUAUGUGAGAAGGACCACAUUGCCUUUGAAACUGCCUACCAGAUUGUUAUUGACGCAGCGUCAACAGGGAUGACAUACUCGCAACUCUUCACCAUUGCCAGGUACAUGGAACACAGAGGAUACCCAUUGCGCUCCUUCAAGCUGGCCUCCCUGGCUAUGACUCACCUCAACCUUGCAUACAACCAAGACACUCACCCUGCCAUUAAUGAUGUGCUCUGGGCAUGUGCAUUGAGUCACUCUCUGGGAAAGAAUGAGCUUGCGGCUAUAAUUCCCCUGGUUGUGAAAAGUGUGCAUUGUGCAACAGUGCUAUCUGACAUCUUGCGGCGGUGCACUAUGACAGCACCAGGACUUGCCGGUAUUCCAGGAAGAAGGACCUCUGGAAAGCUGAUGUCCACAGACAAAGCGCCUCUGCGGCAGUUGUUAGACUCUACAAUCUCUGCGUUUAUCAACACCACACACUCACGCCUGACACACAUCAGCCCUCGACACUAUGGAGAGUUCAUAGAGUUCUUGAGCAAAGCCAGGGAGACCUUCCUGCUGGCGCAGGACGGUCACAUCCAGUUUGCCCAGUUCAUAGACAACCUGAAACAGAUCUACAAGGGAAAGAAGAAACUCAUGAUGCUAGUCAGGGAACGCUUUGGUUGAUGGCUCUGAACCCCUAUACACUUUGUGGUUCUUUUUUAUAUACAUGUCAUCUACUGAGCCAUUUGUUGAUGAAGCCUUGAAUCCUAUCAGGAUGUUUAUGUUUUGUUUUUUUUUCCCCUUGACUGUGAACCAAGAUGUGUUACUACUUACUCUGCUCUCGGUGAUGGUGGUUCUGGGCAAUGUGACAAUGAAAAGUAUUGGUGCAACAGAUAAAAAAAAAUGCAUGGUUCAGACUUGUCAGGGUUUCGACUCACGCAUCCGGUCAUUUUUGUGGAUCACCAAGAAAAACUAUAACACAAGACAAAAAAAAGUAUUUUGGGGCAAAUAUAAAUUUGUCCGAAAAUACCUUUUCCCAUUAAAUGAAACUCAUACAAAAGAUAUGAUGACAACUCCAAGCACCAGUGUGUUGCACAAGCCAUUGUGUUGCACAAAGGGAUUGAGGUGAAUCUGCCACUUGUUGCGGUGCCUACAGGGGCCGCAUCACAGUGUUUACAAAUGAAAUGUGUGAGCGCAUGAGACAAGCCUCAUUUGCAUGAGCCAUAUGCUGACUGCAUGAGAUCUUACAACCCUUCUGACCAAUAACGUUUGUAAUACCUUUAGCUCGGCUGGAUUCUGCUGCAAAGGGCUGCAUAAAUGCCACAGUGAUGACGGUUGUUGAGCAGUACACAUCUUGGCUCCUGUUGCUGACACAUCAUGGUGAUGCCGCUUCAAAUGGAUGGCUAUGCUCCUUGCAUUUCCACUGUCACACUGCCUUUAUGUGAGCAACUUUUUUUCUUUCAUCAACCAAUCUGCGGACCGUGUGCAGUACAAACCGUGGAGAGUGGUCCAUAUAGAUCACUGCUCAGUAUUGAUCUGUUGCACCAGUAACAAAAAGGCUCACUCUGUGGCACAUGAUGUAAGACCAAAAUAUUUGAGGACGCGUGCACCACAUCAUUUAACUGGGGCCAAACAAAAUGGCAUUUUAAAAGAUUCUGUCCCAUCCAAAAUAGCCUAUUGUUACCCUUUGUUUCCACCGAAGGCAUAUGUGUUUUUUAAUUAAUGUCAGUCUGAGGGUUUCCACUUGGCGUGCAGUGUCACUGCUCUGAGAAGUGGCCAGGAAGUGGCAUCCAGUCAAUGAAAAACAAAGUUGAUUCGGUAAAUUAAGUAGCUACAUUUAGCCUUUCAAUCACCAUGUCAAUGGAGCCAGAGCCAAACGCACCAAGCCGACGUAUAAAAGAAUCUACCUUGAAACUCGAUUCCACAGUCAACAAGGAAAGUGGUCAAAUAAGGGCCUCAUGUGGACCUCAUGUGAAGCAUGGUUCCGACAGUCCAGAUAAUCUUUUACCGGGGUUGAACCAUCCUUGUUCAAUAAUCAGUGCAGUGGCACAGUGCACUGCUGUUGAGAAGUGUUUUGACUCUCAUCUGCGCGCACACACACAACACAUCUAGUGGACACUCUACAAACACUUGUUCCCACAAAGCUGGUUACUGACCACUGUAAGUCCCCGCAACUGCAGUGCCUCAUCUUGCGUGAAUGGAUGCACUGCCAUUGUUGCCUACAGAAACUGAUUGCCAUGCAACAGCCUCUGCAGCUUCAGUGGAGCAUGCCGCCUGGUUGAAAUCUCAUUGCAACCACCAUGGCGUGCGCGCGAGGGGUUGGUCAUUGUUGCUAUUAGCACCAACAUCUGCUCAUUCCUUAACAUUUCUUAUAACAGCCGUUUUUUUUUCUGUAAAUGUUUCAUGGAUGUCAGUUACCAGAAGUUCAGAGCCACAUUUGUUGCUCCAGGUUCAAGCAACAUUCUGUUUAAGAUUGUAAGCAGCAGAUGUACUUGAUGAUUACUCAACCACUAAUGUUGACACCAAAGCUACCUUGGAACUAGUCACAAGACCUAUCAAGUCAUUUUUCCAUGGAAACUGACUGAAUAUGAACAACGAAUUCCUCAUGACCCACCCCCAAAGUAACAAAGCCCAGGCCAACACGUAGAGGCUACACUCAGUUCUCAGGGACAUCAAGAAAUAAAACCAGAAAAAAGUAGUAGCAUUUAAGAUUCUGUAAAUAUGAAAGUAUCAAUUCUGAAAAUUGUAAAGUUAUUGUUAUUUAAAAGUGUAUGUUUGAUUUGUUCACUUGGACUUCUUAUUUAUAUGUCACUUCUUUGGGGCUGGGUGUGUACUUGAAGAGUUUUGCCACAGUUUUAAGAAGCAAAAGCUUUUCUCAGGGGCUCCUAUUUGUCUUUAUAUUUUUAGUUUUAGAUUUAUAAAAUAAAUAAAUUUAAAAAGAGAAAAAGGAAGCAUGUUGUGUGCGGAGACUUGAAAGGCAUCCAUUGAACUAAAUCUGACUAUGCAGAACCAUGUUGGUGGUCCGUUUUCUUUGAAGAGGCCUCCAUGUAUUUUUGUCAAUGGAAUGGAAUACAGCAUACCUAUGCUUUUGUUUGUUUGUAUUUGUAUUUGUUUUGUUUUGUUUGGACCAUGCACAGUAGCCAGCCACCGCCUGCCAAAUUUGGGAGAAAAACAAUAGAUCUCAAGCCUUUUGUACGUUCUUACACCGAGCUGUGUGGCAGCUGUAGCAGAAGCUAGUUACCUCAGCAACUUUAUCUGUGUAGGUCAAUCACACUGCAGUUGCGGCGAGGUCAUCAUGAAUGUAGAGGAAAAUUGGAUUAUUAUUUGCCUGCUUCCUUGAUAAAAUUUUAUGCAUUCACUCUCACAUUUUGUUGAGCUACAACUUACUUUGGCACUUCACAUACAUCCUGUCUUCAUUGUUUUCUCCCUGGCGGUGUCUAGUAGAGUUGCUGUUGGUUCACUAGUUCAUCUGCAGCUUCAUUUGUCACUUCUUCCCUAUCUUUCAGGGAAUAUUUUUAAGUGUUAGUUGCCUUUUGUGCUACUGAAUUGGUGAAUUAAAAAGGUAUCUCCAUUGUUAACACAGAAGUAUGAUUAGAUGUGUUUGUUUUUUUAUAAGCAUUAUUUGUGUAUUUUGUUGCAACUUACUGAGCUACUGUCUAUAAAGUGAGAAUUUAUUACUAUUUAUGUAACAUUACUACCAUUUUGUAAUGAUUUGUGUUGGAAUUUUGGUGCUUUUCUAUGAAUAAAGUGAA